AAAAUAAAAUACAGCUGAUUGUCAAAGGGGAUGGCAAUUGGAUUUUGGAAAUAAUGUCGCGUUCUAUAGAUCUAUGUCCUCAGGAAAAUGGUGGUUUCGGUCUAAACAUGGCGAAUAUUGCGAGUCCAUUACCUUAUAUUGCAAAGAGAGAAUAUGGUCUAUUACCUGAUCUUAAGUCUCAACUGUUUAACAAAAGGCUAAUCGCUGCGAAAAACCUCUAUCGUCGAGAUCUUGUGUGCCAUUUUGGAUGUGUUAAUGCGAUUGAAUUUUCCAGCAAUGGCGAGUUGUUAGUUUCAGGUGGAGAUGACAGGCGAGUGAUGCUUUGGCAAUUCGGACAGGCAAUACUUGACUAUGGAAAACCAGAGGCAAUGAAAGCAGUUCACCAGUCUAAUAUAUUCUGCCUUGGCAUCACAUCUGAUAAUCAAAAAAUAUAUUCGGGGGGAAAUGAUGAUGUAGUGAUUGUACACGAUUUGGAAUGUAAAUGCCCCAUGGAAGAGUUGAAGCAUCACAGAGCAGUGUGCAGUCUUAGCAUAGACCCAUUUAAUGAGAGAGUGAUUUCCACAGCAGGAAAUGAUGGACGCUUGUUGCUAUUUGAUACCCGACAGUCUGUGCAUGAGUCAUUGGUCAUAUCUCGAAGUCGCAAAGCUUUCCACGGAGUAAUGUUCCAUCCUCAACAAGUUGGGAUCUUAGUAUCGGCUAACGCACGCGACGGUGUUGCUUUAUGGGAUUUGCGAUCGCCAAAACAUCCAGUACUCCGAUAUGUUGGCAACAAUGGCUCAUGCCAGAACAGCAUGAGUGUCCGUUUCAACCAGGCCGGUACACACAUACUAGCGUUACGACGACGUAUGGCACCAGUUCUAUACGCCAUACAAUCCCCAGAACCAGUGGCUGAGUUCUAUCACCAAGAUUAUUAUAACUCGUGCACUAUGAAGAGCUGCUGCUUUGCCGGCAAAGAUGAUCAGUUUGUACUAUCUGGCUCCGAUGACUUUAAUUUGUAUAUGUGGAAGAUUCCGGAUACGGGUGGGGAAAUUGAUUCAGUGGUAGAGCCACCGCACAUCGUACUGUAUGGACACAGGUCUAUCGUUAAUCAGGUGCGCUACAACAACCACUAUUGCCUAAUUGCAUCUUCAGGUGUCGAGAAAAUUAUAAAGGUAUGGUCUGCCCUUGAAUAUCCCAAAAUGAAAGGAACAUUGCUUGAAGAGGCACAGGGAUCGGAUAAUCCGCGAGAAAUAUACAGCCAUGAAGACUAUGUAUCGCUCGUUCAUCACAGUGGUCAGUACAUAUCGCACAACUACGCGCAACAGUCGACCAGCGAAGACCCUCGCAUGAUGGCGUUCUUCGAUUCGCUCGUCCAGCGUGAACUGGAAUGUCUUGCAGAAGAAACUGAUUCGUUGGACGGCUCCAGUUCUGGGUCACCACAAGCUCAUGACUCUGAUUCCAGUACUGACCACAUUGUGGUGGAUCUAUUGCCUCUGCCGCCGAAGAGAGCUGCUCAAAACGGUAGUAGGAGUCAGCGAUGUCCAAAUAGACUGGCGCGAUUGAUCGCAUCGCGAUAUCCAAAGAGUUCACGAUCUCAGAAGAGAGGAUCGCUAAGGCGCAGCAAGCAGCCGCGCUCGUGCAUGAGCAAGACCGGCAAGAGUAUAUCGGGCGCUAGUUGCAAGGGCAAGCGGGCGGUGCGGCGCGCGCGCGGGGUGCGGCGCGGGGUGCGGUGCGGGGCGCCAGCGGGGCCAGCUCCGCCCGCGCGGGCUCGUCUAUCCGCGCCCUCGAGCGAGCGGACUGACUCGGAUGAGCCAACGCAUUCGAUCUAUCGGUCUGCGGGCAGGAUAAUACGCCCUCUACGACGUCGUUUAAGUCUCACACGCUCCUCAAAGCGGAAAAGUAAAGUUAGCAGUUUUAGGAAAACAAUGAAUUUAAGGAGUAAUGGGAAUACAAUUGCACAGGACAGUAGUGACAACAAUAAUAUUUCAAAUUUUGAUGAAAAUUUAGCUUUACCCAGCACAAGUACAGGAUAUAGAGGUCAAAGUUCAUCAGCGCUUUUUAGAAUAGCCGAAGUCGAUUCCGACGACGACCAAUCAGUAAGCAGUCGACCCAUAUCCCCUCGAAAUCAAAAUAACAAUCAAAACAUUCCUACAAAUUUAAUAAGCAUAGUCCCUACACCGAUAAACGGAUCAAGGGACUCCUUAGGUGACUCUUUACGGGUAGAACUGCCCAGUUCGGAAAGCGCCCACUUACCUCAACCACACGAAAAUCGUUUACGUAUGAAUUUAAGGCGGUCCAGAAGAAAUGGACGACAUAGUUUGCAACGUUCAGAUUCCAGCGAGUCGCCUACACCCAAAGAUGCAUCAGAACGGGCCUCGACGUCCAUCGCUGAAUGUUCCUCACCCAAAGUUGGUUACAAUAGAACGGUUGCGCGACUGAUGAACGAAACGAAUGAAAGUGAGCUGGAGAGCAGUUGCAGUACAGAGAGCAGUCUGUGGCCGGCUCCACACACUCUCGGUACUCCAGAUAGUGGUGUGGGCACCGUUGUAGGCAGCAGCACUAGGAAUAACCAACCUCCCAAUGAUGAUGUGUCAGACGAUCCAGAAUAUCAGAUACUUAAAUUUCGACAGCGCGUGAAAAAAGCGCGAAGGAAUUACAGGAAUCACAUGGACUCAGAUUCUAACUGAACUAGUUCGUAGAUAGGAUUUGUUGUAUUUUUUCACUUUGAUACUCUUGUUGUAUCUAGCUCUCGAAAGUUUAAUGGUGUUUGUAAAGAGGACACGGUAGGUAUGUUGUCUUUUCAUGUUGUCAUAUUUCCGUAAUAGUAUUACUUACUUAUAGAAAAUGAAAUGGUAUUUGCGUGACUUCAUUUAAGUAUGCGAUGGGAUCUAUUCGUCCCUCGAAUUUUUAAUUUAAAUUGAAAAUUCAUUUCUAUAUCUUUAUUUAUCCAUUGUAAAUAGUAUAUUAAGUGUCAACUAUAUUAUAUGUAUACCGAUUUAAACAUUCGUGUUCUUAUUGUUAUUUUUUUUUUUCAAUCUUAUGCGCUAUAUAUUUUCUAUAAUUCUGUAAUACAUUUUCAACUUUUCGUACUAAGCGCGUACAGGACGGAGAUGAAAGACAACAUAACAACAAUGUUGUAUUGAACAAGCAACUGUGCAAGCAACAAGCUUUGGAAAAAAAAUAUCUUGACUAAAUCCUCGUUUAAUAGAUUAAAAACAAGCAUUAUGUGAUCUUUCUCUUUAAAGGACGAACAUUUUCUGUGUGUGUAAUUAAUAAUUAUAUUAAUAUUAUACAGACUUUGCUUUUAGUGGUAAAUUAUUUAAGAAUUGUGAUGUUAUCAAAUAGUUAUUAAUUAUAAAUUAGUGUAUAUUAGUUUGUAAGAUAUGCCAAUGUUCCCUGAAAAGGUUGUUAAAUAAUAUCUGUACUGAUAAAUAUAUGGAUUAAAAAAAUA
Messenger RNA from Colias croceus (clouded yellow), 3430 nucleotides. RefSeq names its product DDB1- and CUL4-associated factor 5. The record is from RefSeq and is a predicted model, not a curated record. Lineage: Eukaryota; Metazoa; Arthropoda; Insecta; Lepidoptera; Pieridae. Gene Ontology annotation, molecular function: protein binding. Gene Ontology annotation, cellular component: Cul4-RING E3 ubiquitin ligase complex; cytoplasm. The transcript has 13 exons. Gene Ontology annotation, biological process: negative regulation of fatty acid biosynthetic process. Bases 54 to 2666 code for a protein of 870 amino acids.